This is a messenger RNA of Gilbertella persicaria, 795 nucleotides long. RefSeq lists its product as uncharacterized. Bases 1 to 795 code for a protein of 264 amino acids. The record is from RefSeq and is a predicted model, not a curated record. The transcript has 2 exons. NCBI's taxonomy places the organism in Eukaryota, Fungi, Mucoromycota, Mucoromycetes, Mucorales, Choanephoraceae.
AUGUCUGAUACAGGCUCUCUUCGACUAGGUCGUCCUACCACCGGCGCUGAUAUUGGCGAAAUUCAACAAAAAAUAAGUCAGGCUGAAAAAGAACUCAGUCAACUCAAACUCGAACUCGACCAAACCAAACAACAAGCCAAACAAGCUGAAGUCUAUGCUCAAGAAAGUGGCAGAACCAACCGAAAACUAAAGACCGAGAUCCAGACGUUGACAGACAUGAGUAACCGUAAAGACAGACAGGCAGAAAACUCCAAGGCCACGGCUUUUUUUUUUGAGGGACAAGUCAAGAAAUACAUGGAUGAGAUUGAGACCGCCAAACAAGGCAUGGGACAUUUGAAAGAACUGGACGAACAACUGAAUCGAGCCAAGGAAGAACAGGAAGAGCUUGAAAAGGCGUCCAAGGAAGAAGCUAUGCGCGUCAAGACUAUCAUCAAAGCCAUGCAAGAUGAACAUAAAGAAAACAAAGACAAGAUCAAGGCACAACUUGAUCAAGCUUAUGCAGAACUUGAAAAGACAUCAAAUCAAGCUAUACAGUUGCAACAAGAAGUGCAAAAAAAGAUGGAAGAGGAGUUACAGCAAGGUUCUGACAUUCAAACAUUAGAGAAAGAACACCGUGCUUUAGAACAAAAGCAAAUGGAAGCUGUCAAACUGGUUUAUCAAGAAGUUGAACAACUCAAGAAAAGACUAGAGCAGUCAGAAGCUUCUACACUUACACAUGAAGACAAUAUGGCUGCUGUCAAGGAAGACAUGGAUCGCAUCAUGCGUCGUCUUCGUGCGAUUGAACAAAACGAAUAA